AUGUUGUCAAUACUUCGCAAAGCACGUCUCAAGGACAAGGAGAUGCGGAUAUUGAUGCUUGGACUUGACAACAGCGGUAAAACUUCGAUAGUGAAAAACAUCAUGGGCGAAGACAUCAAUACGGUCUCACCGACUCUCGGCUUUAUUAUCAAAACAAUUGACUAUGAUGGAUACAAGCUGAACAUCUGGGACGUCGGCGGACAAAAGACGCUUCGGACAUACUGGAAGAACUAUUUUGAGAAGACGGACACACUCAUAUGGGUGGUGGACGGCACAGACCGAGAACGGAUUGACGAUUGUCGACAAGAACUGGAGGGGCUUCUUCUGCAAGAGCGGUUGAUGGGAGCAAGUCUGCUCGUGUUCAAGAACAAGAGCGAUGUGGCAGGAUGCAUGAGCUCGGAGGAGAUACGCAAGGCCUUGCGACUCGACACAAUUCACACGCACAGGUGGAACAUUAUGGAGUGCAGUGCAUUGACUGGGUUGAACCUUCAGGAAGGCCUCAAAUGGGUAGUGCAAGAUGCCAAGGACCGGCUCUUUUUGUACUGA
Aureobasidium melanogenum CBS 110374 is the source of this 546-nucleotide messenger RNA. RefSeq names its product ARF/SAR superfamily. Gene Ontology annotation, biological process: protein folding. Lineage: Eukaryota; Fungi; Ascomycota; Dothideomycetes; Dothideales; Saccotheciaceae. Gene Ontology annotation, cellular component: microtubule cytoskeleton; cytoplasm. Gene Ontology annotation, molecular function: GTPase activity; GTP binding. The record is from RefSeq and is a predicted model, not a curated record. Bases 1 to 546 code for a protein of 181 amino acids. The transcript is spliced from 6 exons.